Molecule: messenger RNA, 1065 nt
Organism: Penicillium olsonii
Lineage: Eukaryota; Fungi; Ascomycota; Eurotiomycetes; Eurotiales; Aspergillaceae
Source: the annotation of a GenBank genome assembly
AUGUAUCGCGGCUCGUUCGCUCCGCCGCCUGCGCAAUCACCGCCACUUCACCACCCCGUCCCGCAACAUGUCUCGACAGUCCCGAUGAUGCGCUCACCUCCACCACCAGUUCCUCAACAACCUCCCAGUGCUGGCUAUGGCGGGAACCCAUAUCAGCCAUCGCCUGCUCAGGGUGGCAGUGGAUCUUACGCGCCUGGCCCCGGGUUUGGUGGGUUCAUGAACGAACCCACGGCGCAGAUGGGAUUCCAGGUUGGCAAGACCGCCAUGGCCGCUGGACAGGAGUACAUGGAGUCCAACUUCAACCGCUAUGUCUCCAUACCCGCCCUCAAGCACUAUUUUAACGUCUCCAACUCCUACGUCCUGAGCAAGCUUCUGCUCGUCCUCUUCCCCUGGCGCCACAAGCCAUGGUCUCGACAGCAAGCUCGGAUGGCAUCAUCCUCUACCGGACCGGAUGGACAGAUCAUCCAGCAGAACUAUUCGUCCAUGUUCCUCCCCCCGCGUGACGAUCUCAACUCGCCCGAUAUGUACAUUCCCGUCAUGGCUCUAGUCACAUAUAUUCUGUUGUCGGUGCUCCUGGCUGGAUUCCGGGGUAACUUCCACCCUGAGCUGUUGGGCUCGAUCACCACCACCGCCAUUGCGGUGAUUAUAUUCGAGAUUCUCUGCCUUAAGCUGGCGACCUAUAUCUUGAGCAUCAACAAUGACUCACAGCUGCUCGAUCUGGUGGCUUACUCGGGCUACAAGUUUGUAGGUAUCAUCGUCACGAUGGUGGCGGCUGAGAUCUUGAAUCCUGGCCAGGGAACCGGAGGCUGGGUUGGCUGGACAGUCUUUGCAUAUACCUUUAUGGCCAACGCAUUCUUCUUGCUUCGCUCCUUGAAAUACGUGUUGUUGCCCGAUUCGGCCGACUCCGCUAUGCAUGCUGGCUCAAUGCGCCCCGUGGCUCGCUCUCAGCGCAACCGCCGCACACAGUUCUUGUUCGUCUACUCUUACGUUGUCCAGUUCAUCUUCAUGUGGGUUCUCAGCCGCGAAGGCCCAUCUGUGGCACCUGCUGCCUCUGCAUCGUCAUAA